Messenger RNA from Penicillium lagena, 1398 nucleotides. RefSeq names its product aminopeptidase P family protein. The transcript has 3 exons. Gene Ontology annotation, molecular function: manganese ion binding; metalloaminopeptidase activity. Lineage: Eukaryota; Fungi; Ascomycota; Eurotiomycetes; Eurotiales; Aspergillaceae. Bases 1 to 1398 code for a protein of 465 amino acids. The record is from RefSeq and is a predicted model, not a curated record.
AUGACCUCGGUAGACAAGAUCCUCGCGGCCAAGUACCCGGCCAAGGCUCAUGCCCGUCGCGUCGCCGAGUCCCUCAAGGCUCAGAAUGGUGCCGCCGGCCUGAUCUAUCUGGAGGCGCAAAAGACCCGCAUGAUUGAGGACAGUGACGAGUCCAUGCCCUUCCGGCAACGCCGUCCCUUCUUCUACCUCACCGGCUGUCUUCUGCCAGAUUCCUACGUGGCAUAUGAUAUCCGCAAGGACGAGCUGACCCUCUUCAUUCCACCCGUUGACCCCGAAUCCGUCAUCUGGUCGGGUCUGCCUCUCUCGCCGGAGGAGGCCGUCAAGCAGUACGAUGUUGAUCGGGCUCUAUAUACCACCGACGUCAAUGCCACGCUGGCGGCGAUCGCGGCAGCCCAGGAUGGGAAGACCGUGGCUUUUGCCAUUGGCGAGCAGGUCUCGGAGGGCACGAGUUUCCAGGGCUUCGCCGAGACGAAUACGGGGGCUCUGAAGAAAGCCAUUGAAGAUACCCGUGUGCUGAAGGAUGCUUACGAGAUUGCUCUCCUGCGCAAGGCGAACGAGAUAUCGGCCAAGGCCCAUAUUGCCGCCAUCCAGGCGGCCAAGACGGCAACCAACGAGCGUGAGAUCGAGGCUGCUUUUAUUGGGGCGUCCAUUGCCAAUGGCUGCCGCGAGAUGUCGUAUCAUCCCAUCGUCGCGGGUGGUGAGGGUGGCGCCACCCUCCAUUACGUCAAGAACGAUGAGAGCCUCAUUGAUCCCAUCACCAAGAAACGCAAGAACAAUGUUCUCAUUGAUGCCGGUGGUGAGUAUCAGACCUACUGUGCUGAUAUUACGCGGGUGAUCCCCCUGUCGGGCAAGUUCGCGCCCGAGACGCGCCAGAUCUAUGAGAUUGUCCUCCAGAUGCAGGACGAGUGUAUUGCCAUGCUGAAGGAUGGCGUGCUGUGGGAUGACGUGCACGCGCAUGCGCACCGCGUGGCUAUUCGUGGCCUGCUGAAGCUAGGUAUCCUGCGUGGCUCAGAGGAUGAGCUGUUCGACAAACGUGUCAGCGUCGCUUUCUUCCCGCACGGUCUUGGCCACUACUUGGGCAUGGAUACCCACGACACCGGUGGCAAUGCCAACUACGAGGAUCAGGACAAGAUGUUCCGCUACCUCCGUGUGCGCGGCCAUCUGCCUGCGGGCUCGGUGAUCACCGUGGAGCCAGGGAUCUACUUCUGUCGAUUCAUCAUUGACCCCGUCCUCAAGUCCCCGGAGCUGGGCAAGUACAUCGACGCUGCCGUCCUGGAGCGAUACUGGAGUGUGGGAGGUGUUCGGAUAGAGGAUAACGUCCACAUCACCAAGGACGGUUAUGACAAUCUGACAACGGCGCCAAAGGAGACUGCCGAGGUGGAGGGUUUGGCUCAGUAG